Molecule: messenger RNA, 171 nt
Organism: Racocetra persica
Lineage: Eukaryota; Fungi; Glomeromycota; Glomeromycetes; Diversisporales; Gigasporaceae
Source: the annotation of a GenBank genome assembly
AUGGAAGAAAAUGAAGAAACAGAAAUGAACGAAAGAAAUGAGAAAAAAAAAAAGGAAACUGAAAAAAAUGAAAUAAGCAAGGGAAAGAAAACAGAGAAAAAGAAUAAAGAAAGAGAAGGAAAAAAAAUAAGCGAAGGAUUAUCAUUGAGUACUUCUAUUGAAAUGGCAUAG